Molecule: messenger RNA, 1131 nt
Organism: Anthostomella pinea
Lineage: Eukaryota; Fungi; Ascomycota; Sordariomycetes; Xylariales; Xylariaceae
Source: the annotation of a GenBank genome assembly
AUGAUCGGCAGUAGCACCAGCAGUAUCGUGGGGUGCAAGCCCUAUGUUUCAAACCAUCUAAGUCAAGCGGACACCGAAGAACUCAACGACGAAGUCCAAGAGACGUUUAUCCACCACAACCGAACAUACCAACGAUUCGCUGUCAACAGCAAUACCUAUUUCGCUCCAGUCGAUGAGGACGAGACGCUUCGUUUGCGAACCCAGCAGGAUGUCCUGUCUAUGGUGUUCGACGGGAGGUUGAUUUUCCCGCACAUACAAUCGUUGAGGCGAGUUCUCGACUGUGGAUUCGGAACAGGAUCGUGGGCAUUCCAGGUGGCCUGGGAGAAUCCGAACUGUGAGCAUACCUUCUGCAGGACGAUAUCCGAAUGGAAGAUGCCCUUGCUCUGGGAAGCACCUUCUGUCAUCAAGAUAUACCGGCCUGAUCCGUCCAUGCGAACUCGCGCAGGUGAAGGUACUCGAGGCAACAAGGUCCGCGGUAUUGACAUAAGUCCGCAUCACCACAAUCCUAAUGAGAGUGUCGACAAUCUAUAUCUCGACAUCGAUGACCUCAAUAUGCCGCUCAAUUUCCGGUCCAAUCACUUCGACCUGAUCAACAGCAGGCUAGUAGCGGGGGGUAUCAACAGUCAUCGGUGGACUGGAUACCUGCGCGACAUGUUUAAAUGCCUUCGCGCGGGUGGUUGGGUCCAGUUGGUCGAGAUUGACUUCAAUGCCCAGUCCGACAAUGGCACAUUGACAGAGAGUGAGUUCAGCUGCCUGUGUAUCCGCGGCAACGAUGCUCAAGAACUACCAGCUUCCGCCCUUCGGCAGUGGUCUCAGAUGUAUCUCCAGGCGAUGGAGCAGUGCAAGAACCCACGAGCACCUCGACGUCUCGGUAAUUGGCUGAGGAGCACGGGUUUCACCGAGGUCGACGAGCGAAUGAUUCCGAUACCAAUGUGUGGUUGGUCUGACAAUCAAAGGGAAUUGAAUAUCGGGACGGCGAACCAGGAGAACGUCCGAAUGUUGCUGUCCUCCCUAACGUUGUAUCCAUUUAGCCACUAUCUUGGUAUGUCGAUUACUGAGUUCCAUGUCUUGGUCGCCCAGGCAAGAGCAGAAGCUAGCAAUCCUGCACUGAAGCCGUACUUCCCAUUGUGA